Pocillopora meandrina is the source of this 15318-nucleotide messenger RNA. The record is from the annotation of a GenBank genome assembly. Lineage: Eukaryota; Metazoa; Cnidaria; Anthozoa; Scleractinia; Pocilloporidae.
CAAACGUAAACAUGGCUGCGUGGCGCUUCUUUUUAGAGUCACGUUUGAUUGUUAUAUUCCUUUGCUUCUUUAACACCUUUGCAAUCAAAGAAAAUGUCGGAGAAGCCAACCGUGUUUGUGUGUCAGGCUCGCAAGUUGUUCAUGUGAAUUUUGGUGAAGGUGGGAUCUCGCAGUGUGGACUCGCUAACUACACGCCAGAUGGUCACGGCGCACGAGAAGAGCGUGAUGAGAAAGUAAAAGAGCACGGAAAGAAAUCUCAAGCUCCAACGCCUUAUCAAGGUUUGUACGCGAGCUAAAAUGAUUAAGAUGGCGUGGUUUAGGAGACUUUUUAUGAGACUUUGGCUUGAAAACCGAACAAGUGGAUGAAAUUGUGAGAUACAUAUCAUAGCGCACUUUAAACCUUCCCCUAUGGGCUUACAUGGACAUUUCUUCACAAGCAGAGAAGUAUCUAAGCAACAAUUAUUUUUGAUCCACUUCUAUUAAACUUUCGAAUAACUUAACAAAUACGCAAAUAUUUUUCACUCUGUUUGUUUUCGACGCAGAUGCUUUUAUCUUUAUUUGCGCGCAAUUUAAAUUAUCAUAAGCGACGUGAAUUCAAUGAAUCAACAAACAAUUUGUCAUAUGCGCGCAUUAAGACAGGUUAUUACCCAUCAAAAUGCUAUUAAAAAACAAUCAAAUCGAUUGCUAAGGAGUGCUUCUUCCGCAUUUCUUUCGCUAUAAAUAAUGUUAUUCCAAAAGCAAUAUUUUUAACUAAAUUUAUUGUUUAUCUUUUUCUUCGUCUAUUUCUUUUCCGUCAAUUGCGGUAAGUUUUAAAAUUCAAGGGUUCGUCACGGGUGGUUACAUUACAGAUGCUAUAAUUUUAGAAGGUACAUCGUGGAGAUAUUUCAUUGAAGGAAACUGGGAAUUUUUAUUUUUAAUAAUCACCCAAAGAGAAAUCACAAGCUUUUGUCAGAUAUACAGCAUAAUUUGUCUAAUUGGUCUCUAAAUCUUACCAUAUGCUUGAAAUGAAAGCGGUUUAUUAACAGCUCAUUUACAAAGUCACUUUACAAAGCACUUAUUGUCGAUUUUAGGGACAAGAACUGAUAUUCAAAACAGAAAAGGUUAAGAAAACUGAAUGUCUUGGCAUCUUUUGGUUUUGGCUUGGUGCACUGCAAGUUAAAAGACCAUGUCACGUUUUUAUUUUCUGUAACAUGUUUUGAUCUUCUCUGUUAUGCUUUGUGAUUUUUGAUCCUGCCUUUAAGCUAAUUGUACCUUAGCAUAUCAUUUAAACCAACAGAAGAUGCUCAGCACUUUUUCCUAAGAAUAUCAUCAACAAAUUUUUACUCCAACCAAUGACACUAUACAAUCCAAAGUUUGUUACAUUUUUUGCACCUUGAAAAAUUGGUCCCAAAGUAUUUAUCUUCAUAAUUUGUAAUCUGUUUUGAUCUCUACUGCUAUCUUUAAUGAUCUUUGAUCCUGUCUUCAAGCUAAUUGUAGUUUAGCUUACCAUUUAAACCAACAGAAGGCAUUUGACAUAUUUAAACUCCAGUCAAUGACAUUUUGCCAUCCAAGCUGUAAAUUACCUGUAGAAAUGAAUUACUGAAUGAAAGAUUCUCAUAAAGAACAUGACAGAAAAAACUGGGAAUGAUAACUUUUCUUUAAGCCGUGGAAUAAAGCAUAAAUGAUCCUUGUUCAAAGCUAGUUGCAACAGUUUACCAAUUAUGAUGUAAUGCUCUUAUGAACUUUUACCAGAAUUUGCAUUUGAAACGUGUCAAAAAUUUAUUUUCUGCCAUUUCAGAGUGAUGCAUAUUGAAGCAUUCUUUAGAUAACAUAAUUUUUUAUUUCAAUAGUCUUCAUUAGAGAUUCGAUUAAAUUUUCAAGCUCCAUCAUUUUCCCUCAACCUAAACAACCAAAGGCUAAUGAUGUUUUAAAACAUCACUUUUAUACAUUUCAUGUGUGGAUUCAUAGACCGAAGAUAAUUACCUCUUGCAACUAAUUAACAUUGAAUUUAAAAAUCCAGUGCACAUAUUACAUUUAUCUCUAUAUGCUAUGUAAGUUCUAAACAUAUGAUUGGUUUUUUACAUAGGCCAUGGAUGUAAACAGAGACCUGCAGCUGGUAACACCAAAGUUAAGCCAAACAAGUGCGAUAAUGGAGCAGUACUCCUAAGCAGUCCUUGUGUAAAACCAGCUAAAAACACCAAAAAACACUUCAUUAUUCAUACGCCAGAGCGUGACAAGGUAAUUAUUGUGCAACAUUCAUUUUUUAAACUUAACACAAGAUAAGACACAAACAAUCAUGGAAUGAUAAAUGUGUAGUUCAGACACUUUAACAGAAUGAACGACAUAUUUCUAUUUCUUAAUUUUAUUUAUGCACCUGGUGGGCAUGAAAUCAAUUCGAGUUCAUGUAACAGGAAGUCUUUUCUGCAUGGUUAAACAUAUCCUGCUGAUUGUAUACAAUAGUGUUUGCGGUUUGCAUUGUCUCAACAAGGUCUCUUUCGCUUAUAUAUGUCUGCGGCAUUGUUUGGCUGGAUUUCCUUUCUUUAACUUAAAAGGACCCUGGGGCUCCAAUUUUGUUGAUAACCCAUUUCUGUCACUUGUUUUUUCAACAACAGGAAGUUAGGUGUACCACAAUAUUUAUGAAAAUGAGACUGGUUAAUUUGCAUGUGAAUGAACUCAAUUCCUCAUUAUCAUUUGCAAGGUUAACACCCAAGACUCACACCAGGAACAAGGUUCAAGUGUGAUGCGGAAAUGUUCUGAUUUUAAAAUGUUCCCAACAGUGAAAUCAGAAUGUUAGUUCUUGUCAACAUAUUUCCUUGCAUUUUAGUGUUUUGGCUCUGCAUUAGGCAAUUGCCCUGAGUCCUAAUGAAAGAUUUUGUAUUCUUUUUGUAUUCUUUUUUUCCUAUGUGUUCCAGUCUAAUUAUUAGUUCUCACUCAAUGAACAUAAAAUCAGAUGUUGGGAGUUAGAAGAUUGCUUACCUAUUCAGGGGUGGAUCUAGGGGAGGGGUGCUGGUGGUGUGCAUCCCCCUCCCCCUCAGAUGUCCCCUGGCUUUCUAAUAUAACUUCUAAUCAUUGUUAGACAAAAUCUAGAUCUGCUGUAUUGUUUGUUAUAUGUUCACAGAACAUGAUUUGAUGCUACUCUGGUUUACAGAUUUAAUGAAUGUAACCAAAGAAGUUACAAUUCAUAGACCCAACGUUUCGACACUCCUGUCUAGUGCAUUCAUCAGGGGUGAUCUAAACACUGCGACAAGUAGUCCUUUUAUACGAUCACUAAUUAGCUGCCUUUUUUCUGAUGAGGUGUAAAUAGGCGUCAGGAAGUAAGCCGCCAUCAUCACGAUUUAAAGGAGCGUGGGCAGAGUUAAUAUGCCAAGCUUCCAAACAAAUGCGCUGGUGGUAACGCCAAUUGGUGGUGAUGAUUUUAGACUUAUCCCACUCAAUUGUAUGGUUAGUUAGGCAUGUGAGCUCAAAUAAAGCUGAAUUUUCUUUUUUGCAAAAGAAAACCACUUUUUGAUGCUCUUUCAAACAUCUACCAAACUGAUGUUUGGUCUGUCUGAUGUAUUCGUUGUCACAGUCAUUGCAAGUAAUGGUUCGUUGUUCUUUUGUGACAGGAUCCUUUGGUUCAGCAAAAAUAUGCCCCAAAGUCUGAAGUCUCACCCCCCCCUCCCCUUUCUGGGCUUAUAACUGUAAUAAUUAUAUUUAUUAUGAAGGGAAAAAAUUAAUAGUCCGUUUUCAAUACAAGAAUUUGAUUUCAUUUACUCAAUCUUUUUCAGAGUCUGCAUCUUGUGAUUGCAAAUGAUGCACAACAGAAAAUUAUUUUGACUGGAAAUAAUGAAAUUGAUAAAAGAGUUGGUAAGUUAUGAACAUGAAUACUAAAUGCGGAGAUCAUCUGCAUAUAAACUUAGCUCUCAGAAAAGCUGCUUCCAUCUCUGAAAAAAUUGAUGAUAAAAAAUAUGUCAUUCUUUUAAAUGUUUCCUCUUAAAGAAAGAUUUAAUUGAACACUAGAAAUGGUGAUGAAUUUUGAGGAAAAAAAGACAUUUUUAAAAAGUGAAGCCAUUAUAUUUAUAAACCUUGCUACCAUGAUGACACAAUGAUUGAUCUGAAACAAAUAGUAGGUUUACUCACAAAGGUGAAAAAUUUUGGUGUAUCACUAAUAUCUCUAAUUGAAAAUUGUUUUUUCUUUUAUGAAAAGUAAUGCUAUUUAUUUGUUUAUCUAAUCUCUCAGAUGUUCUAAGAGCACUGUAUUGCUUUAUAGUCCCAAAGUUGAUUUGAGCAUUUAUGUUUCAGGUUAUGCUAUGCUGCUGAUGAACACAGGAAAUUUGGAUCAGGCUAUUGGACAGUUUACUGACAUAAUUAAGGUAGCAUUUCUCUAAUGAGUAUUUUCUAUCUGCAGGUUGUAUAUACCAAUAAUACUGUUUAAUAAAUGAUAAUGUUUGAUUUAUAAUGGUAGCGAAGGUAAUAGCAAUAAUCAUAAACAAGUCUUAAUCAGGCUUAAAUGUGAUCAGGUUUACUGCUAAUCUCAAAUAAUCAAGGAGGUUGCUCUUAAGUGUUUGAGCAUGGACAGGAAAGGAUCUGACAUCACACUUAGAAUUGGAGUAAGGAUCCAUUGGAAGAUCUCCAGAUGAAAAUUGGCUUAUUUGCCACAUAGUAUUUUUAAUUUUUUUUUUUAAUAACAGCAAAUGUUAUAGUUGGUCUAAAACUUGCAGCAAAUUACAUGAUGCAUGGCAUUUGAGGGCUCAUGAAAAUGUAAAGUUAAAAUGCAAUAAAAUUUUUUGGCUUGUUCAUUCAUGAAAUAUUUUGGCUGAACUGUAGAUGAUUACUUUACCUUACAGGAACACCCCUGGGUCACAGCAGCUUAUUUUGGGCGUGGCACAGCCUAUGUACAAAAGGGUCUACAAGUAAGUUCUUUGUUAAUAUAUCUUGUAUUUACUUGUGCUUUACCAUAACCCCAGCUCUGUACAUCUUUGUUUGAUUCCAAGUAAUUAAUUCUAUUUUGUAUUAAAAAAGUUAUAAUUUCUUUCCAGCACAAGGAAAAUGCUGAGGCAGCAAUUCAAGAUUUUUCAACAAUUAUCAGGCUCAGCCCGGACAAUCCUGAUGGUUGGAUCAAGAGAGCAGAGGUAAACAUGUAAAAUAUUUUUUUCCCCCCCUCUCCCCUGUCAGACAGCUAUUCAUGACAUUUUUAGAUCCAUAAUUUUUUUUUUUUAUCUAUCUUUUGUCUGACUUAUGAUGUAUAUAUUGUGUCUCUGUUUUCUUCAGGUGUUCUCUCCUCUGGGAAAUAUCAAAGAAGCCAUAGCUGACAUUAAAGUUGCCUUGGAUCUGAGGCCAAGUUCUCAGUUGUACAUCAUGAGUGGUACACUGCUGUUUAUGCAGGAGGUGAGAUAAAGGUUGGGGGGAAGAAUCCUGUCUUGAAAGGCACUUACCCCCAUAACCCUUCACUCCCUAUUACAUCAAUAUAUAUAUUCUCCAUACAGUUCUGCUGACAAGGAGAAUUUGUUGAACAAUCAAGAGCUUCUUUAUUUGGUGAUCAUUUCCUUUAUUCUUGUGACCCUAAUGUGUGAUUCAGGGGUGAUAUUGUGAGGAGAAAUUAGAUUCUGGUCACUCUCAGGGGUCAAAAGGUUAAAAAAAGGAAACCCACUUCUUAGGAAGGUCUCAUGCUGCAAGUAGCAUCAAUUGGUAGCAAUUGUUGUCAAUGAUGAUGCUGUGGACUGGCAAAAGGUUGGGAAUGUAUUUUAAGCUUAACCCUAUAACUCCCAGAAGUGAUGAACAUACAACUUCUCCCUAUAAUAUCCAUACAUUAUUCAGCAAACAGGUAAUGAGAAUAUUCAAACUUGUCAGUUAGAAGUUGCUAUAAUCUUCAUCUAACACCGAAAUCAUGUAACAAAUUUAUGAGCAAAUGUGUAGCAGCUAGUGGGGAGAAUUAACAAUCAGAUCAUGUGAGUUUAAGGGUUAAACCCUCACCAUGGCAUUACAUUGUUUCAAAAUGCUAUUGAAGGACAAUAUUAGAUGGUUGUGUUAAAAUUAAUCAUUGAAUGUUUGGUUUUGUUUAGGAUUAUGAGGCAGCAUCUAAGAGUUUUGAAAAAUGUUUAGAGAUUGAGAAGAACCAGCCUACAGCUAUGUUAUAUAAAGGUUUAUCAUUGUACCACAGGGGGAGAGUGAAGGUAAACCAAAGAUCAAUUAUGGUGCAGUAUGUCGCUCAUGAAUGCAUAAGUUAUGAUGUUAGUGAGAGUUUUUACUCCCUUUUUGUAUAUAUGACUGAAAUUCUCCCAUCUUGUCCAUCGUGAAAUCAGUGUUCUUUCUUUUCAGGAGUCCAUUGAAAUCUUUAAAGUGGUUCUGCAAACAAAUGCGAAUCAGGCAGAGUGUCAUCGCAGUCUGGGUCAUGCCUACAGGUAUACCAUGGAUAAAAGAUGUUCAUAACAGACCGAUAAAAAGACUGGCAUUCAUAAACUCUGAGACAAACAAAUAAACAGACUUGGUCAGUUGACAGAAAGACAGACCAACAGAUAGACCAACAGACAAACCAACAGACAGGCCGACAGACAGACAGACAGUCUAAAAAACUGAAAGAUAGACAAUUGUCAUCAAUAAAUAGUUACUAGAUAUAAGGAAAAUUAAUGACAGUGUAGUGACAAACAUUUGCCAAUAACUUUCAAAAGAGGAAAUUAAGUAAAAUUUUUAUGUAAAAGUACUAUAUUUUAAUGUAUAGAUUUUAUGUUUUAUUUUGAUUAUUAGUUAAUUCUGGAAUCUUUAUUAAUUUGAAUUAAAUGCAUGUUGUAGGGAAGUAGGAGAGCCAGAACUUUCUCAUGAACAUUUCACAUCAGCCAUAAAAAUAGAGCCAACUGUUGCACAGGUUUGAUGGUUUUGUUUUUGUUGUUGUUGUUGUUGUUGUUGUUGUUGUUGUCACAGUUGUGGUAGGGAAAGGCAGCCAUAAACAAAGACAAGACAGGACCAGACAAAUGCAUCUUGCAGCAAACUGAUCAUGUUGUUAAGACGAAAAAAAACAGAGUUGACUUGUCUUUAUAUCACAACUCUUUAUUCAAUCAAUCUGACUCUGGCCUCUUUCUCUAUUCCGCCCAACCCGUACCAUUCCGAUCCAUUCCAUUCCUUCGCAUCCUUCGUUCUCGCAUCGGCUUAUCUUUCAUUUCUUUCUUCAAUUUUAUCCCAAUCCAUCAUACUCUUUUGAUUAUGGGCUAUCUUCUUUUAAGUAGCGUGUAUGUGUCACUCUAUUGACAAAAUGUGCUUCUCUUUCAGAACUAUCACUCCAGGGGAAUCCUAAAUUAUAUGCGUGGAAGGCCCGACAAGGCAGUAUCAGAUUUGAAGGUAUGUGAUGUAAUUUUACGAAAAGUAGGUGAAUGAAUAGAACGAUGUUGAUAAUGAGAGACGCUUUAAAAUGAUUUAAUUUUAAAUGAUAAAGCUUUCAGCUAGUAAACUUACUUUCACAAUGUCAAGUUAUCUAUGUUCAGCGCAUUUGUGUCAAAUAAGAAAUGUUCACAAUGCAUCAUAUUUUGCUGUCAUUUAAAAUUUCCUUUAAAUACUUGCUAAGUGUGCUUGUCAAGUCCUCUACAGGUUUUAUUUCGCCUACUUUGUCGGUGCGAUGUUGCGCAGUCCUUUUUAACUUCGUUCCUGACUAAUUUGGUGUUGCCAUUGACUUUUCCUUGCAGGCAUGUCUGAAAUAUAACCCGGGCAGUAUCUCUUGCAAGUAUUGGAAGGGAGUCAGUCAUGCUGCGCUGGGAAACUUUUUCGAGAGUGUAAAAUCAAGCACCCAGGUCUGUGAUAAAAAUUGCAAUAGGAAUAUGCGAUGCGAUUAACUCUUAAGUCAUCCAAUUUCUCAGAAAGUUGUUUGAAAUGGUGAAGUAAUAGUUGCAAAAAUCCUUUUAUAAAAAACAAGCUAGAAUCCAACACCGUUAAAAAUAAUGUGUUAAUAAAAGCAUUUGAAAAUUAACUUCAACGUUUGGCUUUGAUAACGAUUUCGGAACCACUCAAAUUCCCAAACAUCGGAGAACCAAGGUAGCUCAAUAAACUAAGAAAAUUGUUGAUUUAUGAAUAAUCUUUCUUUAUGGAACAUGAAUAAGAGAAAGACGACAUCAGUGUUAAGGUAAUAAAUUGAGUCUUGUCUUUAUAAGAAGUUUUUUUUUUUCAAUUUGCAGAUCCUGCUAGACGAGGCAAGCUCAUCUCCCUUGCAAAAUGUGGAUGUGAUAAAAAGUUAUUAUCUCAAAGGUAAACAUUGAUCAUUUUGUCAUAACAUGAGGACAUGAUGUAUCAUUACAUUAACGGUAUUUUUACGUGGGCUGGAGGAAUUUCUUUUCCUUUCUUUUUUUGUUAUUGUGGUGACAUGAAAACGGCGAAGCAGUAAGCAAUACCGACUAAACAAUAAUAUUCUGUUUAAGUACUUUUGAUUGGUUAAGAAAUAAAGCAAGAUCAAAGUGAUGCUUUUUCAAUCGGAAAAGGCAAGUUUUUCGACCAAUCGCAAUUACUUAAAGCGAGUGGUAGCGUUACUUGAAUGCGUGUAUUUUCCUGCGCUUUUCACUCGUUUUAGGUUUUCCCGCGCUUUUCAUCGGUAUCAAGUAUACCUCGCCUGUCGCCAACUGAUUGUUUUCCCGCGCUUUUCAUCGGUAUCAAGUAUACCGCGCCUGUCGCCAACUACUUGUUUUCCCGCGCUUUUCAUCGGUAUCAAGUAUACCGCGCCUGUCGCCAACUACUUGUUUUCCCGCGCUUUUCAUCGGUAUCAAGUAUACCGCGCCUGUCGCCAGCUGCUUGUUUUCCCGCGCUUUUCAUCGGUAUCAAGUAUACCGCGCCUGUCGCCAACUGCUUGUUUUCCUGCGCUUUUCAUUCGUAUCCAGUAUCUCGCACUUUUCAGCAGCUACACAUUUUCCCGCGCUUUUGGGUCACUGGUGUCAUUUCUCAACUGUUUGGCUCUUAUUCGCCACUCUUCAUAACUUUUCCAUUUAGUAAGAGUCCAUAACUAGCUUUCAUUGCUAUUUUGUUAUCGGCAGAAUAUUCACGUUAUCUUCACUCACACUUGGACACUCCAUUGUCGGAAUACUCACCGGGCACAGAUCUUGAUGGAAGAUUAAGAGAUUUGUGGGUCAAAGGAUUGCCUUUCAAUGCCAAGGUAUUUUAUGAUAAAGAACAGUCAGUUUGGACUCUUUUCUUUCUGAGGCGAGGGCACGAGUUGUAAGACCAGCUGUCUCCGUGGAAGAACGCGUGCAUGGUAGAAACGCAUUCUAUUUUUGCGCGCGUGUUGUCUCUCCCGCGGGCCACGCAUGAAAUCUAACGCGCGAGUAUUUUUUAAUCGUAUCGAAAGCUGUCCUCCUUUAAACACUUCUCUUCCUUGUUUUAGCUCAUUGCGGGUAAAAAAAAUCGACCUUUCAUUUGAUCUUUCAAUUGCAGAAUUUUUCUGAGUAAAACAAUUCUGCUUUUACGUUGAAAUUUGACCAUCGUUUGUUGUGUUGCAGAAUUACAGUGAACAGCCAGGAAUACAGCCGCAUACACGGUUAGUAAAUCAAAAUGACUUUACUGAGUUUGUUAAGGACCAGACGUUCUGAGAAUGGACAAGUUGUAUAGAGAAUGCAAUGACCUUUCCUUUGUUCUUUGUUGGUGAGUUUUCUGUGGUACUCGUUUUUGAGUCUUCUUCAAUUUUAUAAAGGGUGUAAGUUUCUAAAGAAACUGUAGUGCUGCGUCGGUGGGAGAGUAUAGCAGGUAAUUUAGUAUUAACAACUGAGUUGAAAACGUAAAAUUGGCCACCGUAAAGAGUGAAAAAGCUGACGUUUCGAUCGUUCGCCCUUCGUCCAUCGCUCUGAUGAAGGGCUAACGCUCGAAACGUCAGCUUUUUCACUCUUUACGGUGGCCAAUUUACGUUUUCAACUCAGUUGUUAACACUAAAUUACCUGCUAUUCUUCAAUUUUAGUUUCCUUCUUUUACCUAAUGUGUUUAUCUUUGAUUUUGUUUUUUCAUAAACAGAGAGGUUGAGAAUGUUUCGUUUGGCGAUUUCAGUCCAGAGGCACAGGUGAAGGGCAGCUUUAUAUCUGCUUUGAAUUUUGACUUAUGUGUUUUCUCGGAAACACGCGAUGUAAUAUUAGGCAGAUAAACAUUGAGAAACAUCACUUAUUUCGUUGACUGUCUGUAUAGCUCUUGUUGUGCAAGUCAUCUGUUCUUGGUCCUCUAGUCCAGUACAAUUCCAAUGGAUUCUUACCAAGCAUCAGACAUCAUCGCGCUAUGGGUCUGGCCAUGUUGGAUGUAGCUCAAGUAGCGAAUAAGUACUGGAGAGCUGGCCGGUCAUCGAAAACCAAUCACAAGAAAGCCUCCUGGAGGGACAUGUUUAAUGUGGUUGUUAAAUGGAGAAGGUAGGAAAAACACUUGAAUAAGAAAGGCUUGUUGAUGAGGUGGCUUUGCGCUGCUCUUCAAUUCAAACCCCGGCUGGGUCAUCGUCCAUUUUUUUUUUAACUGGUUACAAAGUAGUUAAUGUACUUGAUUCAGAAUCGAAAGGUCGAGUUCCAGCGUAAGCCGGGUCACUGUGUUGUGUCCUUGUGCGAGGCACUUUGCUCCCACAAUGCCUUUCUCCUCGCAGGAGUAUGAAUAGGUGCCAAUUAACUAUAGGAGGACCUGGGUACUGAAGGGUAACCUGCUACGGACUGGCCUCCCGUUCAGGAGGGGGGGGAUUCCCAGUCUCUUUGUGCUAAUGUGACCGGGAAGAACUCUAACAGGUGAGGUAGCCAGCCAGUGUAAAAUCUAAUAAAAAGGCAACGCUACCAAAACGUUUCGCAAAAUUUACGGCUAUGAAAUAAAUGAAGUUAUUCUGGGAAGAUGGCAAGCAUAUUAUCUUAACUAAUUCUAACACACCUUUAAUCUUAUAUCUCCAUUCCCCCCUCCCAAUCCUUACCCUACUUUCUCCCCCUUCCCACCCCAUCUCGCGAGUAGCACCCUUCCUUACUAACCCCUUCCCCCAUAAUUUUCCGGUAACUUGCGCGUGAUUUGUCUUCUCUCAGACUUUCUGAUGCAGAGCAACCUGUUUUCUGGUUGGACCUUAUGCCAGAGAAAAGUGUCAAAACAGGUUUUAAUUUCCGGAUGAACCUGCUAAGGUAAGAUGGAAGGCUUUUGUUUCAGAACCGAUAUUAUAGUAGAUGACUUUUUCUCUUUUUUUUUCUUAAAUUUCUUUGUCUUCAAAUGUAUUUUUCGACGCCAAGUGAAUAAAGCAUGCUUCAGUUCCAAUUGAGUGUUGCAACAAUGAGAAGGACAAAUGAGAACAGGGGUUACCGUAACUAUUUCCAGGAGGGAAUAAGAACUGAAAGGAAAUACAUGUAAGUAGCGUCAAAAGAAAGGGAAAUUGUGGAUGCCGGGACGCGAUUCACUUCACCUUGUUCUACGCUUUCAAGCAACAAACUCUCGAAUAUUUAAUAGACGUACUUUAUAUUUUAUUAGGGGACAGUUGAAAAGCGUGAGGUACUCAGACUACUUUGACAAGAUUUUCCAGUUUACAAAAACAAUGUUACAGCAUUUGUACAGGUAGGUUUAGUAUAUCUUUUGAUCUUAAACAUUUGUGAGUUACCUUUUUAGCGAUUUACAUCAAAGUUGUUAAAAUUGUUCACUGAGUGGUCAGCCAUGCGGACUGACGUGAACCCCAGGGGUUCUUGGCCGAAUCCCACCGGUUUUUCUUAACGGAUUGUUUCAUCCUUGUAUUGCUCUGAGUCAGUGUAUCAGCCAUUUAUAGAUGUUGCACCAAAAGUGAUUCUAAGAAAUGAGAUCUCUUCAUUUUUUAGAGUGGAUGAGUUUAAUAAAAAGGAUUUUAAGAGGAAAAUCGAGAAGGCGAAAACGUGUCGUGAGCUUAUACAGGUUCUGAAGGUGAGAUUAUCUUUAGUGAAUAUUUUCAUUACGCAGAUAAAAUUUACUGUCUCGUCGUAAUAAAGUUCAUACUGAGGGUAAUUCAGCUGUUUGCUAAAAAAUUCUGAUUGAUUGUCCUUCAAUUAAUUUUCUUAUAUUAUAUUUUUUGCUGGUGUUAUUCUGUCUUUCUUAACUUUGAGACCUCUCUCCGAGAUUGUAUGGAGCCUCUCAUGCCAUCGCCACAACUUUCUGAAAAUUUCUCUUUGAAAAGCAUGUAGCGACAAAUACCACCACCGCUCCUCUCUCUGGACGUGGUGCUAGUCCACCUUUAAUCACCCCCACCCUCCCCCCUUGUUACUGCAGCACUUCACUGGUACUCACUUACACUUCCGGUAAGUGUAAAGCACUGCGAGAGUAUAGUUCGCCCAAGAAUACAAUACAGUGACACGGAAAGGACUUAUACCUGGAUCAUCUGACCCGCAAUUAGGUGCGUAGACCGUUAGUCUACCUUGUAAUCUAAACUUGGAUUGGUUUUUCGAUUCUCUUUCAGCAACACGAUUCAAGAAACCCGCAGCCCGGUAUGAUUUUAUCGACUCACGUGACAAGUUCAAAAGGAGGAGGAAAAAAGAGCUUAGAAGGAUUGAAUUUAAGUCUCUCUGAGAGGUAAAUUACCGCUCAUCAUUUCGCUAAGGCCCCACGAGGUUUGCGAACCAAGAAAAUCGCAGAAAGAAAACAACAGUUGCACUAAAGGCAGGGAAAAAAUUGGAAACCAAUUUAUGGUUGGUUUUGUUAUGGAAGUGUCUUGUUUUGGACAAAGACUUUGUCGUGAUUUCUUAAAAAACUUGCGUUUUGUUUUUUGUAACAAAUUUUAUUUCAGACUUAAGUUGUCAGGUAGGCCUCAUCGAACAUUUUGUGCAAGUGUCGUGUUACAUUACUUUGAAAUUAAUUGAAUUGUCGAAGUUUCUUUCUUUCUUACUAGUAAUGAUCGUUAAAUGGUCUCUUUCCAGCGGCUCAAACAUUUUGUUUUCAAUGGACACUCCUACUACACCGGCGAGAACUGCAUCUUAUCAUUCGGAGCUGGAAUAUAUUUGGGAAAAACUGAACGAUGAAAUUAGAAAACCUGGCAACAAGGUAAUAUUUUCUGACUUAAUAUGCCUGCCUUUGUUCGCGUUCAAUUGCAGUCGGUUCAAUUUUUCAAAGAGCAAUUCCCCAUUGAAUGUUGAAGGGAAUCCGUGAUGGCGUUGAUUUUCUCUCAUUGUGCUCUGUGAUUGGUCAGGAAAAUAUGCGUCAACCUCUCAACUAAUCAGAUGCAAAACUAAAACCAAUCGCGACGUGGUCAUUCGCGUUUUCCCGCGCUUUAGGUCGGUAACAUCAUGUUACUGUAUCUGAGGUUUUCAUUGGUUCUUUCGAAGACAACCUCUUUUCUGAUUGGCUGAGGUUUUCUUGUAUGGGUUUUGGUUUUACAAGAAGCGUGAGUGGAGUUAGUUUCCACGCAUUCUCUUAAGCGUUCUGUUUUUUUUUUCUUGCAGGAUGUAGAUAUCAUUGGCAAUAACAUCCUCUCCCUGGUGUAUUACUUUUUCAAUUUAAUGCCUCUUUCACGAGGAUCAAGGUAAUUUUAAAAGAUCUUUCCUAAAUUGACUACUUAGAGUCAGCGUUUGUUAGACACACUGGCUGUUAAUCUAGAAAGGUGUUUUAAAACUCUUUAUCUUGCCUGACAGGGAAGAGACAUGCUUACAGCUUCUCGACCCAAACUUCCACACCCAACUGUGUGGCAGUGGAAGUCUUUUCUCGUUUAGUGUAACUUAGAGUUUCGAACAGUUUCCGUUCAUUGUAUCCUUUCUCAAAGAGUAGCGCAGCUGCACAUAACAGCGUUUGCUUUUUAAACCAUGAUCAGUAUUAUCCAAUUGAACAUUUGAGGAAUGAUUUUAUUUUUUAUCAAUUUUAUCGUCUGUAGUGCUGUGGCUUAUACAGUGGCACUGGGCCUUUUCCUCGCUGUUGGUCGGGAAACAACGGGAAAAAUCCCUUCAGGAAAGGUAAAAUACCACGUUGAAGAAGGCACUGUUUCUCAGUGUGCUUUAGGAGUUGCUGUGGGCUAAUGGUCAGUACGUUAGAAUCCUAGCUGGACGGAAAGAUCAGGCUCUAUCACCAGAGAAGUGAUUGUGUUUGGUCCUCUCACCCACAGUGCCUCUCUCCAUCCAGGUGUAUAAGUGGGUACUGGCGAAUUGUAAGAGAAACCGCACGCAAUGUUGGAUGGGGGGGGAUGGGGGGUAACGCUGCAAUGGACUAAGAUCCCAUCGAGGGGGAAGUAGUAUUACUCCUGGUCAGGCAUGGGCCAUUGGCUCAAGGUAGUUUAUUCUUCCGUUAUGCAAUAUAACAUGUUUAUGACUGUUUUCCCAAAGACAAAAACCAUCCGCGUACGAUUUCGUUUUGAUAUGGACGACAUACACCAAAAUUGAUAUCCUAGCAUGUUUUUUAUUCACUUUGCCUUUGUCUUCAAGAAUAAAAAUAGGAUUGAUGUCUGGAAAUCUUUCUGCCUUCCCCCUCCCUCUUCCUAACCCAAUUAGUAGAAAUUCAAAUGAUUUAUGUUUGUUUAUUAAAUUUUCUUUAUCAAUUUAUUUAUUUGUUUAUUUAUGUAUUUAUUUAUUGUCUGUAGGAGGUAGAUUUAGAGGCCAUAAUUGGAGGAUCAGUGGAGAAUUUCACUAAAAAUGUAAAGGGAUGGAUGGGACUAAAAAAGUAAGGAACACAAAAUUUUUACGUUGAUUUCAUAACGAAUAGACUUUGACAAAUCUUAGGGAAAAAUGAUGGAAAAGUCAGGUCAUGUACCGAGUCGCACAUCCUGCCGGAACUGAUCCGGGUCUCUGAAGCAUGAAGCGACUUGUAGUACUGCUCUUCUGCGUGCAUGGCAUCCUUGUUUAUCGGCUGGAAACCCUCUUUAGAUUUUGUCAGUUUUUCAGUUUGUCCAGCGGACAGGUUUUGGUAAGUUUGACUGAUAGAUGAUUUUUGAUAUCUGAAGUAAGGAACGCACUUUGAUCGAGUGUUGUAAAGCUAAAACCUAAGAAAUUGACACGGCCAAUCAAAACAAAGGUCUUCAUGGCGAGGAGCCAAUCAGAACUCGACGUCGCUGACGUGAAGCGCGGGAAAACGCGGGAAAACGCGGGUCACGACUCGCGAUGGGUUUUAGUUUUGUAUCUGAUUGGUUUUGAAGACCACGCAUGGUUUUUAGACCAAUCAUGUGGAUGUUAAACUGAAAUUUGCUUCAGUUACCAAACUAGAGACCCACAGUUCGUGUUUUAUGGAAUCUAACGUCAACGACUUUUUUUAAAUCGUAGAUUUUCCAAACCAGUGACGUCCCUCCCUCUUGUGAGAGAAGUUUUCCCAACUCUGAGAUCUAUGUUAGAAGCUCUUAAUGCGCAGUUCACGGACGUAGAUUGCAAAGAUAUGAAAUCUCAUUUUUAAUUGAAUCUUCAUAGUUUUCAUAAUUAAAUAUCAUAGUUUUAUAACUGAAGGAAUACUGUCAGAUUGAUAGGGGAU